Messenger RNA from Larimichthys crocea (large yellow croaker), 6240 nucleotides. Its product is annotated as ELKS/Rab6-interacting/CAST family member 1. Gene Ontology annotation, molecular function: structural constituent of presynaptic active zone. Gene Ontology annotation, cellular component: cytoskeleton of presynaptic active zone. The coding region runs from base 652 to 4206 and encodes 1184 amino acids. The transcript is spliced from 24 exons. Lineage: Eukaryota; Metazoa; Chordata; Actinopteri; Sciaenidae. The record is from RefSeq and is a predicted model, not a curated record. Gene Ontology annotation, biological process: maintenance of presynaptic active zone structure; regulation of synaptic plasticity; neuromuscular synaptic transmission.
CGGGAGCGCCCGAGCAGUUAGGGGAAGCCACCAGUGGAGGAGCUGGCGAAAAAAAACGGGAAAGGAGGGAAAGAUAGACAGGAGAGGCAGCGAGACAGUCUCAAGACAAGAGGUGGGGGAAAGAGAGAGAGAGACAGCCCCGAAAGAGAAAAGCGUUUCACCUCGGCUGACCGUCGGUUACGUUACGAAACGUCACUUUGAGGUUUGACAGCAGCAGGAGAGCUGAGGAGGAGAUGUGACUGUGACUGGCCUUUCUUUGGCUUAUUUCACAACCGAGGGGGCAGCAACGUAAACACAGCCGCAGUGAUCCCAGCAUCCCUGGCCUUGUGGAUUAACCGGCUGCCUUUAUCUAAAGGAAAGCCCCAUCGAUUACUGCUCUCUAACAAAGCCCACUGAUUACAGUGAGGGUGUUGGAAAGGUCUUGAUCACAGCUAUGUCAACACUGCAUCGGGAUAGUUCAAGUCUCAAGGGACUACAAUAAAAGAUUGACGGGCCUUCGUGUUUUCAGCCAUUUCAGAUUUUUUCGGACAUCCAUCUUACAUUUUCUGAGUUUCUGUGUCAUUUUGAGCAUGUAUUUUUGAUUCACCUGAUUUAUUCAUUUGUACCAGACACUCUUUCGUCUCUACAGUAUACCCACCAUAUUCUCUUACCAUGUAUGGUAGCUCCCGUUCCGUCUCAAAGCUAGAUGUUGUUGGAUCCAAUGGGAAUGGGUCAGUGUCCGGGAGUCCUGGGCGCUCCCCACGCCUCCCUCGCUCCCCACGUCUUGGACACCGGCGAAACAGCAGCAGCACCUCAGCCGGUGGACUCACUGGCUCCGGUAAAACCCUGUCAAUGGAGAAUAUUCAGUCUUUAAAUGCUGCCUACGCUACGGGGGGUCCAAUGUACUUCACUGACACCAUCGAAGACCCAGUCGGCAUUGGAAGCCUGGGCAGUGGGCUUAAUCCCUCAUUGCCUAAAAGCACCAUGACCCUGGGCAGGGCUGGGGCCAGGGUCCCCUAUGGGGUGAGAGCGGCCAUCAUGGGGAGCAGUCCUAAUAUAAACACUGGAGGAGGAGUGCCCAGUGAUGCAAUCGCAUUUGGAGGGGAAAUGCAGAACCAGCCCUCACAGGCGGCUACUGUGCCCCACUCAAUGAGACAGGUGAGAGAUGGUGCAAUGUCAGACCUGCAGACACAGUUAAGAGAAGUGCUGAGAGAAAACGAACUACUACGCAGAGAACUGGAGGCUAAAGAGUCUAAGCUGAGCUCCUCCAUGAACUCCAUUAAGACAUUUUGGAGUCCAGAGCUGAAGAAAGAAAGGGCGCUGAGGAAGGACGAAGCCACAAAGAUGGCCGUGUGGAAGGAGCAGUACAGAGUGGUCCAGGAGGAAACACAGCAUUUUCAGUGCACCAUCCAGGCUUUACAAGAUGAGCUCAGAAUCCAGCGAGAUCUCAACCAGCUUUUCCAAUCCGAUUACUCAGAGUCUGGUCUCCUCGGAAAUCAGUCCAUCCCGCCUCAGGAAAUGACAGAGGAGAACUUCCUGCGCCUCCAUGGCGAGUAUGAGCGGCAGGUCAAAGAGCUCUUCCUCCUGAGGAAGACUGUGGAAGAAAUGGAGCUGAGGAUAGACACACAGAAACACACAUUAACUGCCAGGGAUGAAUCCAUAAAGAAGUUACUGGAAAUGUUGCAGAGUAAAGGCCUGUCGUCACGGGCAACCGAGGAGGACCAUGAACGAACAAGGCGACUGGCCGAUGCUGAGAUGACCAUCCACCAGCUGGAGGGCCUACUGGAGCAAAAAGAUAAGGAGAUGCUACAACUCAGAGAGGAGCUGCACAGGAGAUACGAAGCAGCUCCAGAAUCAACUAAGACCAAGGCCUUGCAGACAGUCAUCGAAAUGAAGGAUGCGAAGAUCAGCUCAAUGGAGCGCGGCAUUAGAGAGCUGGAGGAGGAGGUGAACAUGCUCAAGUCCAAUGGUGCUCUGAGCAGCGAGGAGAGGGAGGAGGAGAUCAAACAGAUGGAGGUGUACAGAUCCCACUCCAAGUUCAUGAAGAACAAGGUUGAGCAGCUGAAGGAAGAGCUAACGCACAGCCAAUCAGAGAAGGAGGAGCUAAGGCAACGAGCCAAUGAGCUCCAGCGGGAGGUGUCUGCAAUAGAACAGGCUAAACAGGACCUGAGUCGUAAGGACAGUGAGCUGUUGGCUUUCAGGACCAAACUGGAAACUCUAAACAAUCAGUUUUCUGACAGUAAACAACACGUGGAUGUACUCAAGGAGUCACUCACUGCCAAGGAACAGAGAGCCGCUAUACUACAGACCGAGGUGGAUGCGCUUCGUCUGCGUCUAGAAGAAAAGGAAUCUCUCCUUUCUAAAAAGAGUCAACAGAUAUCAGAGCUGACGGAGGAGAAAAGUACUCAGCAUGGAGAGAUCACCGACCUCAAAGACAUGCUGGACGUCAAGGAACGCAAAGUUAAUGUGCUGCAGAAGAAGAUAGAGAACCUGCAGGAUCAGCUGAGGGAUAAAGAGAAACAGCUGGGCGGCCUGAAAGACAGAGUCAAGUCUUUACAGACAGACACCUCAAACACUGACACAGCACUGGGAACACUGGAGGAGGCUCUUGCUGAGAAGGAGCGAAUCAUUGAGCGGUUGAAGGAGCAGCGGGAGAGGGAGGAAAGAGAAAAGGGUGACGAGAUGGAGUCCAGCAAGAAGGAGCUUAAGGACUUGAGGGAGAAAGUCUCCCAGCUGCAGGCUGACCUGGCUGACCGUGAGACUUCAGUGUUGGAUCUGAAGGAAAAGGCUUCCUCUUUGGCUUCAUCCACUCUAAAGAAGGACAACAGGCUGAAGAGUCUGGAGAUCAACCUGGAGCAGAAGAGAGAGGAGUGUGUGAAACUAGAGAACCAACUCAAGAAGGCUCAGAGUGCAGCAGCAGAUUCCCAGGCCAGCGCUGAACUCUGCGAACGCAUCUCCUGCCUGGAGCAGGAAGUAGCCCAGCGCAAAGAGGAAGCUGGGAAGGCUCAAUCCGAGGUGGAACGACUUCUGGAGAUCCUGAGGGAGAUGGAGAAUGAAAAGAACGACAAGGAGAAAAAGAUCCACGAACUGGAGAGAAACCCCUCUGCUUCCCAUCUGUGGCGUUCUCAGCAGUCGCGAAAACAAGCCCCUCCCCCCGCUGGUGCUCAGCAGCCUAUGGGGGAGCUGGUGUGGGACUACCUGGGCACUCUUGCCUCAAGGCAGAUGAAGGACCAGUCGAAGAAGGUGGCCAACCUGAAACACAAGGAACAGCUGGAGAAGAGCAGGAAUGCCCAGCUGAUGGAGGACGCCAAGAAGAGAGAGGACAAUCUGAAUGAAAGCUCCCAGCAGAUAAAGGACACCCUACGCCAGAAGGAAGAACGCAUUGAGGAGCUGGAGGAGGCGCUGAGGGAGAGCGUUCAGAUCACGGCGGAGAGGGAGGUGGUGCUAGCCCAGGAGGAGCAGGCUCGCACACAGUCCGAGAAACAGGUCGAGGACCUGCUGGUUGCCAUGGAGAAGGUGAAACAGGAACUGGAGGUGAUGAAAGCCAAGCUGUCAUCAACUCAACUCUCACUGGCCGAGAAGGAAGGUCACCUGACCGCUCUGCGGGCUGAGAGGCGGAAGCACCUGGAGGAGGUCCUGGAGAUGAAGCAAGAGGCGCUGCUGGCAGCCAUAAGUGAGAAAGACGCCAACAUCGCCCUGCUAGAGCUCUCCUCAUCCAAGAAGAAGAAAACCCAGGAAGAGGUGGCAGCUCUGAAGAGGGAAAAGGAUAGUCUGGUUCAUCAGCUCAAACAGCAGACUCAAAACCGGAUGAAGCUGAUGGCGGACAACUAUGAGGACGACCACCUGAAGGUCUCCUCUCCAAACUCAGAGCAGCCCAACAAUCACAAGCCCUCCCCAGACCAGAUUCUCUCUCCUCUCCUGGAUCUCAAUCAAAAUCGCAGCAAACUGAAGCUGUACAUCAGCCACCUGACCUCACUGUGUCAGGAGCGGGACCCAAUCAUAUUGCAGGACUUUGCCCCGCCCCCUGCCUAUCACCGCUCUGACUCCGCCUCCUGGCAUACACAGCUGCACAGCAUGACGCAGGAACAGUUGGAGGCGGAGUUAGCGCUGUGCGAAAGAGAGGGGGCGGAGCUCCAGGAAUAUGCCAACCAGGUCCUGCAGCAGAUUGCCGACCGAUGCCCCGACAUUUUGGAACAAGUCGUCAACGCGCUGGAGGACAGCUGCUGACACACGAAUGCACACGCACCAACUAAAACGUAAAUAAGCUGACGCACAUACAUGAAUUAGCAAGCAGAGCAAGCAAACAUUUAACACUCGGCCACAUACACAGGACCUUCAGAAGUCUCCAGAAAGCCAACAUAAUCGCCCGAUACACACAAAAAAAUCACAAUGUUGGACAUGAAGAUGAAGACUUUCUCAUCCACCUGCUCUUCUUCACAACAGGGGAUCUACAAAAGAAAAAUACUGAAAAAUAUUAAUCCACGGUGUCUUUAGUCGCUAUAAUUUUGAAGAAACAGUGCCAGCUGAGGGAAAUACUGUUCAUUUUCAGUUAAAAGUGCUUUGUUGGCAUGCACGUUAAUUGGAAAUAGUUGAUGUUUGUUGAGACUUUAAACACGUAUUUUCCUAACUACUCCGAAACAGAAGGAGCCUUCACUGCACAUGCCAUCUGUGACACUUUGCAGCGGCCAUCUUGUGUCUUUCCAGGCAAUCAGCAUUUGGAUUUGCAAUCAUGACUUGAUGUGUUUUUAUGGAGGGAAAAAGAUUUUCAGACUGCAUCAAAAGGGUUAGAGUGAGUUAAGGUUGCCAGGUUGUUUCUGAUGACAGACUUACACGCUGUUACCACAUUGUUAUUUGAUUGGUUCAGUUACAAAAGUUUGUUUAUUUCAGCUGCCUUUGAUUCUUUACGUCAUUUGCUGCUAUCUUUUUAACUUUUAGUCUUUUUUUUCCUAUUUCUUGUCUUGUUUUUUUUGUGUGUAAUAUCUGAUGAAAUCCCAGCUUGCAGUUUCUGUCAGCAGUAAGUCUCUACAUAGUCUACAUGUAAAUUGUAUAGAGAGAAUUUUAAUUAACAGAAACACAGCUUUCGUCAGGGGAACAUGAAACUUUCAUCCAUUUUUUUUUCUGUGAUUGAUGAAAGGCACAAACUACAAUAAAUAUCGCAAUACUCCCUUUAUUAAAACAUGCGAGUAUAGAUGUUUUGUGUUUCUUUGUUCAGUUACGGUGUCCAUGCUGAAACUAGCUCACUUACCCUUUUGUGACAAUCCCUUUACAGUUAACAUGUUUCCCUUAUUGAAACAUCUUUUGUUUCUGUUGUUUGUUUGUUUUUGUCUUGGGAUGGAGGAAAUAUAAAAUAAUUGCUCUAUAUUUUUUUGCCUUUGGUAAUAUAUAUAAAACACUAAUCUUGUUUAAUGAUGUAUUGGUUGGUAUGUUACAUAAUGUGUCAAAAAUUUUGUUUUAUUAGUUUUUUUUCCCAAGUAACCACAGUUCCAUAAACCGGUGACUGUUAUUGGGAACGUAUAUUGCACCUACAUGAGGUUCUGUGUCCACCGGGAACAUUUUCUUCAAAUCAGUUUCUUGUUGUUUACAGUGGAAAUGACACUCUUCUGAUGCAUGUUUUCCACAGCGCUGGCAGCCUUAGCAUGAUUUAAAUGCUUACACACAGAGCACUAGAGGUUCAGAUUGUUUCAACUUCAAUCAAAAGCCCCCUCUGAUGGGUUUCUUUUUCUUAGUCUUGUACUGUAGUGAGUGCUGAAGCCAUGAGUGGUGUUUCCCACAUGCAACUGUUUAGCGCUGCUCCCUGAAAAGAAAUACCUGGUGGACACAAAACCUAAAGAUGGGGAUUUACACUGAACACUCGCAUCUGAUUCUACACCAUUGAAAGGCUUUUGUGAACAGAAAAAAAAGAGGUCUCAUUUUCAGCCCCUAAGCUACGUAUUAAAAAAAAUCCAAGCCACAUGGGUGUAAAUGAGGAGUUUCAUUGCAAAACAUGUCUGUUUUUUCUGUGCAGGUUCCUCAAAUGUUACCAGUUUGAAACAGUUCAACAGCUUUAAUAACCAUGAAGUGUGUGUACAAUCUGACAAAUGCUUCUUAUUUUGGAAUGAAACUCUCUCAGAUAUGAGCUCGUGUUGUAAAUCCAGUAUUUUGUCGUCUGUUUUAUACUGAUAAUUUUUUUGUCAUUGGGAAUGGUGACGACUGGGACUUGUGACUUUGUUGUGGAUUGAAAAUCGGAAUGAGAGAAUGGAAUAAAAUAUGGAUUUAUCUUAA